ACGACAUCGUCUAUUUGCAAAAUACUAUAUAAACACGGCCUCUCCUCAGCUCACAUCCCCAUCUUUUAGCCCCUCCUCCACCAUGUCUACAUAACUGCACCGCUGCCGUCCUGCUAUCAAACACCCAGUACUUGCAUCCUGCCGCGUCCCCAGUAGACUGCCUGGCGCACUGAUUUAAAGUAUGGUUAACAAACUUGCCCGUAAAUCUAAUAACGGCACUAUUCUCUUUGAACCUUUCAUCGUAUAUCGUAUACACCGGUGAUAUUAACCGCGCAAGCAUCGACGCCACAUCUCUCGCCCCCUCUUCCAAUCCAACCUCGUUUGCCUAUCCUAUGUCAACAGAAUCUUUCGAUUUCCUUCAUCUGGCCCGUUCAAAGCUGCAUACAGCCAUUGGCGGGAAAGAUAACUGCAGCCUGCACCGAUGGGUGCUCCUCAAAAAUUCGAUUGUUCGCACUCCACCUAAAGACGGUGAAGUUCAAAACCCUAUGCCUGAUGUAAAUUCUGUAUAUUCCUUUGAUGACGAAGGAGACGGUGACGAUGAAGACGACGGGGUUGAGGAAGAAAUCGACUCAUUCAUGUUCCCCGACGCUAGUAACCUAGUUGAUUGUGGUGGAGCUGAUGUGAACGCUUCAGAAGCUGAGUGGCUCGACUCCCUCUUAGAAACCCUUGGUGAAGAUGGUGAGGACUUGGAGCAAAUUCGCGUCUCAGUAUUGCCUGUGGAAGACGAUGAAGAUUUGCAAACCAGCCCCUUGGUCUCGCCCAUGUCCUCGUCAGACGACCUUCUUAACCAACUUGCGUAUUAUUCACCGCCUAUCGCUGUACCAUAUCCUGUGCCAUACCCUCCGUUCCAUCCCCCACUCAUUCGUCCAUGUGAGCUUGGCCCUAUUAUUGACUCACCUCUCCUCUCCAGUCUUCCAGCAUAUGAUGAUCCCCUUCCGUACUAUGAUACCGAUGAAAUAGAUGAUCUGUCCGUGCCUGACGCCAUAGAAGACACUUCUGACGACGAGUCUGAUAUUCCCUCCACUCCGUCUCUGGUGCGGUCGUCAACCCAGUCCUUCGUUGACCCAGCCUCUGUGCCCCUUCCAGCGGAGCGCCGACGUCAGCGGAUGCAACCCCACGUAUAUAUUGGCACCAUGGAUCCUUAUUUUUAUCCCUUCGAGCUUGACCCCCUCCCCUUCCCUGAUGAAGAUCGUUUCGCUUCCUAUAAUCCCAUCUAUUCAGAAUGCUAGCUGCUAUGUCUAUAAUCUCUCCUGCCUCAAUUGUGUAUAUGCACGCUUUUUUGCCCAUGUAUUGUAUUCAUCUCUGGGAAUCUGGUUGUCCUUGUCUACAAGUGCCUAAGGUUAACUAUAUUGUAGGCCUAUCCGCGAGCGGUCUUCACGGCAUCUGACAACUUGUUGGUGUUUCACUUUGAUAUCAACGCACAGUUCCGACAUCACCCGUUGAUAUCUAAAAUGGUCCGUCGCAGGUGCCGAAGUAUUCAGUGGGUGAACGGAUGAAUGUUGGAGCUUUACAGCUUUUGAGACAUGACGUCCUUCAACUUGCUAUUGAAUUGCUGUCUUGUUUACGGCGGAAGCUCCAGAGAGUGUCGUCCUCUGGCAGCAACGGACGCCGUACAUACUGAACCGAGAUAUUGUUAAAUGCCGUGGGGUAACAUUCAGACGUGGGAAGGGGUCGGGAAUCUAGAAAGGGUGCUUAAUGUUGGAUAAUGGUCGUGGGAUGUCAACACGCGGCCUAAGACAAGUUAGCUCUGAUUCUUACCUAGUCGUAACAAACACGGGGAUACCGUUUCCAACUUUGACAAAGGGUUGCUGCGUGGGGGGGUCGUGGACGUUAAGCACCCUGGAUAUCAUAUGAACCAGCGUGUGGGAGCGACGGACGUACUUGUCAAUGUAAUCGCUGAAUCGG
Molecule: messenger RNA, 1905 nt
Organism: Serpula lacrymans var. lacrymans S7.9
Lineage: Eukaryota; Fungi; Basidiomycota; Agaricomycetes; Boletales; Serpulaceae
Exons: 2
Coding region: 333-1229 (298 amino acids)
Source: RefSeq, a predicted model, not a curated record